GGCCCCAAAUAUAAAUUGAAAAAAUAAACAAAAUAAAAGAAGAUACAAAAACACUGCCAACUACCUCAAGCUUUUUGAGGUUUUCUCUUUAAUUUUUAUAGAUUUAUAACCAUUUGUGUCUUUUUUUCUUCUGCUCGUUUUAACCAUCACCGGGUUCGCGGGUUUGAAGUUAAUUUUUUAUUUGUUUCAAGUGAAUUUUUGUAACUUCUUGUCAACUGGAAAAAAAUUCUCAGUGCAAAAAAUUGUAGAAAAAUUGAAAAAAAAAAAAAAAAGUUACCGAAAAAAUAACGACCCACACGAAACACUUGCCCUGCUUUGACAGUGCAAUAAAACGACGAAUUGUCAGCCAGCAAAAACUGGCAAAACUUGUUAUUUAAGGUUUGAAUGGAUUUUUGUUGCAACUUUUCUUUUUUUUUUUGUUGUUGUUGUUUUUCGUGGAUACGACGAAUACGAAACGAAUAAUACGAGUCGAUAGUCGACAAACUUUUUAAAACAACAACAAAAACGACGACGAAUUUGAUUUUUGUUUUGUUGGUUUUUUCUUUUUGCAUUUUGUCGAACAAAACGGCUAACUCGUUUUAGUCGACGACGACGACGAGCCUCGUAGCCUCUUAAAAAGACUUUGUGGAUCGCUCACUCACGUCGAUGAGGAGGAUUCGAUUCAAUUCGAUUCAGAGAAAUAAAACGUGUGUGCUGCACUUUUUAGCUAAGAACUGAACUCGCUCAAUACCUGUGCCUCCGCCUGUGUUGCCAACUUAAAGCCCAAGUAGAUAUCUUCUCUCUCGUUGCAAGUUGUAGUUUAGUCAGAUUUUUUUGCAAACGAAUUUUUAUAUCUUUUGUGUCGUUUCGUUGUCGUUUCUCCCGUGAAUCGUGAUUUAACCGCCCACACUGACACACAUCGAAUGUGUUUUCUUUUUUCUUGUUUUUGAGUGAUUCUCGUGGAAAAUAAAUAAGCAAAACAUUACCCUUGUCCAUUAUCAUACAAAAUAAGAAAAACAAUUUGAACGUUGAAUACCUAUAAAAGUGAAAAAAAGUCACUUUGCCAUUCUGGAUUCAAUAAAAACGUAAAUUGUUUUAGAGGUCUUCAAACGAGACGAUUAUCAGCCAACGGUGGCAUUUAUUAGCGAAGGCGCUGAACGGCGGUGGGUUCGUCAGGCCGUAAUGGGGGUACUAAGGUGGCGCGAUCUUCCAGGAUCGCGAUCUUCAAUUGGGAAUAAUAAUAACAACAACAAUAACAAUCGAAAUGAGAAUCGCAACGAUGAACGUAUUCCCAAUCCACAUUCGCCUCAUGAGCAUCACAUGAACGGAUUGCAACAUUCCGGUUCGCGAUCCACUCUCCGCCACUCGAUUAGCACCCAAUCGACAUCAACCCCAGCGUCGCCCCAACUUAGCGGCAUCCAACAAAACAAUCUCGCUAAUAAUCAAUUCUGUCAAUCACGUUCAUCGGUUUCGUCACAGUCGUCGAUUGUAUCGACGAUACCAGCCUCACAGCGUCUGCUGGAAGAUGCUCUAAGCAAGCCCAGCCCAUACCCAAUGAUCAUAUUGCCUGCCAAUGGUGGUUAUUGGAUGGAUGGCACAGAUCACGAAUGUGCAUUUGAUUCACGUGGCAAUCCGGUCUUGCCACAGGCUACUUGGAUGGCUAAAUUCGAGACCGAUGAUACGGCCAAGUGUUAUCGACGUUUCUAUGUUGCUCGCGAUCACUCUAACUUGGUGGCACACGAUGACCAAAUGGGUCCGGUUCUGUUGUCGAUCAAAAAUGAAAAUGUUGCUAACCAGGAACAUGUUCGUAUCCUGCUGCGACUUCAAACCGGAACAAUGCAUGAGCUGAUUCCACUUUCAUGUCUAAGCCCAAAUCCAAGUCCAUUCAAAAUGGCGCGAUUAUUAAACGGGCAGAUAAAUGUGGAUAAUUUUAUGCCAGUUUUGUGCUCCAAAGCCUCUCAACUGAUCUCCAAUUAUGACGAACAUGUUCUGGUGUCGAGCUUUAAGUUCGGUGUUCUAUACCAAAGAUAUGGACAAACUACUGAAGAGGAGCUCUUCUGUAACACCAAUUCCUCACCAGCGUUUGAGGAAUUUCUCGACGUUCUUGGUCAGCGAAUUAAAUUGAAAGAUCACAAGGGCUACCGUGGUGGUCUGGAUAUACAAAAUGGUCACACUGGCGAAAUUGCUAUCUAUGAUGUUUUCAAAGAGAGAGAAAUUAUGUUCCAUGUAUCAACAUUACUGCCAUUCACCGAAGGUGAUCCACAGCAGUUACAGCGGAAACGACACAUUGGCAAUGACAUUGUGGCAAUAGUGUUCCAAGAAUCAAAUACUCCUUUCUCACCGGACAUGAUUGCAAGUCAUUUCUUGCAUGCAUUCAUUGUGGUGCAACCACUUGAACCGAAUUCUCCAAAUACCCGAUAUAAGGUCAGUGUGACAGCCCGUGAUGAUGUUCCAUUCUUUGGGCCAACACUACCUAGCCCAGCGGUCUUCCGAAAGGGUCAGGAAUUCAAAGAAUUCAUACUCACAAAACUAAUUAAUGCAGAAAAUGCAUGUUAUAAAGCCGAGAAAUUCGCCCAACUUGAACUACGUACGAGAGCUUCAUUACUAAAGAAUUUAGUUGAUGAACUAAAGGAGAAGACUAGAGAGUUUCUCGGUGCGGACAUGUCAAGUGGAUGUGCUGCCAGUCCUACCCCAGAGACGACCCCAAAACCGGAUACCAUGAGUGCUGGUACCCGAUUUAUUGACACGGUUAAAAAAGCCUUGAUUAUGAAAGUUCGCUCACCCAGCAUAGAUACGAGCAAUAAUGCAGCGAAUUCGGGUGAGAAGUUCUGUGUCAAUACCAAGACAAAAAAGGACAACACUCUGACGGAGACUCCUAAUCUCAAUACAUGUAGUCGAACAGGCUCAAAAUCCUCAUCAAAGUCAAAAUCAUCGAAUGAUUCGACUUCAUCAUCACCUGAUAUCACAUCACGUGGUCCGUUAAGCAGUGGCGGCAUCACAACUGUUAGUAAUAAUAACAACAACAACGCUGCCGGAAAUGUCUCAAAAGAUUUGCAAAAUGGCAACGCUAAUGGACUGGCCACUAUGUCUGAGACAAGUGAUGAUUCCAGUUUGAAUAGUGUUGAUUUGGAUCCGAUAAUGGGUCAUUUGGAUGGUGGCGCCGCUUAUAUUGACAGUGAUACUGGACUUGAAUCGAUGUCAUCGGCAGAUGCAACAACUAAAGCUUGUUCCAUCUGUUUGGAUGGUUCACAGGGUGUCAUGGGUGGUGGUUCGCCGAGCAAUGAAUCUGUUGUUGUUAUUGACAAUUUAACGCAGGAAGUCACUCGAUUGAAGUGUGAUAAGCUUGAUUUGCUUAGACAGAAUGUGACGUGCCAGCGAGACAUUAAACGAUUACGAGAACGAGAACUCUCUUUACAAGGUGAUCUUGCUGCAGCUGGUAAAGAAAUACUGCGGCUAAGAGAUCUUCUCAAAGAAUACAUGCCAGACGCUGCCACAGCACCGCUUUCGAUCUCACCAAUAGUAUAAAUUAAAUAAAUAAAAAUAAAUACCUAACAGAAUGAUACAUUUAUUUCGAAAGAGCUGAGAUGUACUAAUAAUAAUAAUUUAACCUUUUCCUGUUUCUUUCGAAUUUUGGUUAUAAUUAAUUCUAUU
Messenger RNA from Episyrphus balteatus (marmalade hoverfly), 3630 nucleotides. It is a transcript of the gene RapGAP1, whose product is annotated as rap1 GTPase-activating protein 1. The transcript has 5 exons. NCBI's taxonomy places the organism in Eukaryota, Metazoa, Arthropoda, Insecta, Diptera, Syrphidae. Gene Ontology annotation, biological process: regulation of small GTPase mediated signal transduction; activation of GTPase activity. Bases 1162 to 3504 code for a protein of 780 amino acids. Gene Ontology annotation, molecular function: GTPase activator activity. The record is from RefSeq and is a predicted model, not a curated record. Gene Ontology annotation, cellular component: cytoplasm.